This is a messenger RNA of Corylus avellana, 1478 nucleotides long. Its product is annotated as bromodomain protein (DUF761). The record is from RefSeq and is a predicted model, not a curated record. Lineage: Eukaryota; Viridiplantae; Streptophyta; Magnoliopsida; Fagales; Betulaceae.
UAGCUGAGGCCAAACAACGACCUCACAUUUUACUCAAUACUCACACCCACCCCUUCUUCUUUGUCCUUUCCCACAGAUCCAUCAGAUCAAGACACCCACAGGUCUUACUCAAUUUUUAGGAAUAGCCCCAAAAGCACCAACUAAUAAUAUCCCACCCAAAAUCCAGAAUAAAUACCACACUUCCCCUUUUUUCCUUUCUCUGCUACUUAAACCAAAGACUCUCCGCAGUACCCCAUCUCACCCUCUCUCUCUCUCUCUCUCUCUCUCUCCCUGUGUAUGAUUUUCUGGCCCUGGCUAAAGCCAUGUUUGAGCAAUCUGUAGACUCCAUACUUUCAAUUUGGGCUUCCAUGAACAGCUGGUUCACAUCGACUGUUCUCUUCGUCCUCCUCAACGUCAUGAUUGGCACUAUUGCCAUUACCUCGAGCCGAGGCGCCCAAAAACACAGCAACCGACAACAAGAAGCCCAAGAACACCCACAACAACCCCAACUUGCUAGAUCUCCGUCCAUUUUGCAGAGGUUCAAAUCCAUCAACUUCAACAGCUACAGAUCCCAAGAAACAACCACCGCCUUUGAGCAAACCACUGACUCGUACACCCAUUACGCUUCCAACCAGAAUCUUGAAACAGAGCAACCCCAACUUUCUAGAUCUCCAUCUAUGCUUCGGAGGCUCAAGUCCAUCAGCCUCUCCAAUUAUCGUUUCCAAGAACAACCCAACCCAUCAAUUUCCCUGGAGGAAUCAGAUACCCAUUACAGUAAUUUCCAACAACCCCGAGAAACAGAGGAUGAGGAGGAAGAAGAAGAAGAAGAAGAAGAAGCAGAAGAAGAAGAAGGAGGAGGAGGAGGAGGAGAAGAAGAAGAAGAGCUGGCCCAAGCGUCAGACCAAGACGAAGAGGUAGAUCAAUACGAUGAGCAGACGCUGGAUGAGAUUUACGGCAAGCUACAGGGCGCUCAAGUUAGCAGAACCCGUUCCGAUACCAAGCCAGCAUCGGGCGAGGUGCCGGUAAAGCUCUCAAGGAAGAUGAAGAAGUCGGCGAGCGCCAAGUCGGCGUUUGUGCAUUUCGAAGAGGAGGAUAUUGUUGAGAUUCGCCGGCCGGAAACUGUGAGGGAAAGAAAGGUUGGGGUGACGGAGGAUGACGAUGAUGAGGUGAACGCCAGGGCCGACGAUUUCAUCAACAGGUUCAAGCAGCAGUUGAAGUUGCAGAGGCUGGAUUCCAUUAUAAGGUACAAGGAUGCGAACAUAAGGGCGAGUGGGAAGUAAAAUAAGGUAAGUUUUAGUUUUUCUGGGGUAUGUUUUUGUAAUUUUUGCUAUUUCGGGGGUGGUAAAAGUACGUCUUUUUUAGCCCAGAAAAGGAAAACGGUUGAUGGGUAAAAAAGCAGUGGGUUAUCGGAUGUGAUUUAGAUCUGUUACUUAUGUCUGUUAAACUCUUUGUUUAAAUAUCUCUAUUAUUAUUAUUAUUAUUGGAUACAUAGUUUCAUA